Messenger RNA from Aspergillus steynii IBT 23096, 2100 nucleotides. RefSeq names its product aromatic amino acid ammonia-lyase. The transcript is spliced from 3 exons. Gene Ontology annotation, biological process: L-phenylalanine catabolic process. The record is from RefSeq and is a predicted model, not a curated record. Bases 1 to 2100 code for a protein of 699 amino acids. Gene Ontology annotation, cellular component: cytoplasm. Gene Ontology annotation, molecular function: ammonia-lyase activity. NCBI's taxonomy places the organism in Eukaryota, Fungi, Ascomycota, Eurotiomycetes, Eurotiales, Aspergillaceae.
AUGUUGACUGGAGACACUCAUCUGGCUAGAACAUGUCGUACAUGGCAGCGGUUGCAGGACAUUCUUGACGUCAAGGAAAUCAAAGUCGAUGGAAACAGCUUGGACACUGCCUCAGUUGUGGCAGUAGCACAGUUGUCAGAGGAUCCUUUGGUGGCGAGGAAAAUCAACGACAGUGUCCGCAUGCUGAUGGACCACCUAGAUAAUAAUUACUGUGUCUACGGCGUCAACACGGGAUUCGGGGGGAGCGCAGACUCUCGCACUGAUUCUGCGACAGCAUUGCAAGCGGCUCUAUUGCAGCUCACUCAGGCAGGAGUACUUGUUGAAACUGAUAAACAUCCGAACGCCGGCAACUCAAAUGGCCGCCUCCAGUCCCAUUCGAUGCCUGCCACUUGGGUACGAGGCAGUAUGAUAAUACGCUGCAAUACCAACGCUCGUGGCCAUUCUGCAGUCUCGCUCCCAGUCCUUGAAUCUUUGCUUGCUCUCCUGCGACAACGCAUCACGCCCAUCGUGCCCUUGCGCGGCUCCAUAUCUGCUUCGGGAGACUUGAUCCCUCUAUCGUACAUCGCCGGUACGAUAGAAGGAAGUCCAGAUGUGUUCGUCCAGGUUCAGAAUCCCGACUCGAAGGAUUCGAGGAUUAUGUCCGCUCGCGAUGCGUUGCUACAAAGCGGAAUUGAGCUCCGCAGCAUGGGACCUAAAGAAGGACUGGGCUUGGUGAAUGGCACAGCCUUUUCCAGCUCCGUCGGCGCCCUCGCCCUCUACGAAACCAACCACCUAGCAAUCCUAGCGCAAGCCCUAUCCGCAAUGGGUCUUGAAGCCCUCACCGGCAACGCAGAAUGCCUUGCCCCAUUCAUCCAACAGGUGCGGCCGCACGACGGACAGAUCGAGUGCGCGCGAAAUGUCCUACACUUCCUCCAAGGAUCUCACCUUGCCUACGGCAUCCGCCAGACCCAGUCCCGCCAUCGCACAGGACUCGCGCAGGACCGCUACGCCUUCCGCAGCGUCCCUCAAUGGCUCGGCCCCUACCUCGAGGACCUCCUUCUCGCUGACCAGCAGAUCACCACUGAGUUAAAUUCCACGUCCGACAAUCCUCUCAUCGAUACUGAGUCCAACCGCACCUUCUCCGGUGCCAACUUCCAAGCUACUGCCAUCACCUCCGCCAUGGAAAAGACCCGCCUUGUCCUGCAGAUGUUCGGCCGUCUCGUCUCCUCGCAGGCCACCGAGCUCAUCGACCCUAACUUCAACAACGGCCUCCCCACUAACCUCGUCGCCGACGACCCCAGCUUGUCCUUCACCAUGAAAGGCCUCGACAUCACUCUGGCAGCAUACAUGGCCGAGCUCUCCUACCUCGCCGGUCCCGUCAGCUCCCACGUUCAACCCGCCGAAAUGCGCAACCAGGCCGUCAACUCCAUGGCCCUCGUCUCUGCCCGGUACUCCAUGCAAGCCAUCGACCUGGUCUCGCUGAUCUGCGCCACAGGCCUCUACAUCACCUGCCAGGCCCUCGACCUCCGCGUCCUCCACCUCACCUUCCUGCAGAAAAUCCCCUUCGCCAUCCAAGACCUCACCGUGGAGCAUUUCUCAGACCACCUCCCACCCCACGACCUCGCGAUCCUCUCCCGCAAGAUCUCUCUCCACAUCGAAGAAUCCUGGCCUACAACUACCCGUCUCUCUCUCCCCAUGCGCUGCCAAUCCGUCAUCCACUCAACCUCACACCUCCUCCUGGAUACCUUCGCCAACACCAACACCAACACCACCACCAACCCCCUCCCCACCAUCCACGCCUUCCAAACCGCCGCCACAAAAACCCUAUCCGACAUCUACCACUCCACAAGAUCCCACUUCCUCACGCACCCCUCCCAAACCACCACCGACUUCCUAGGCCUCGGAUCCAAGGCCCUGUACCGGUUCGUGCGCGAAGACCUCCGCGUCCCGUUCCACCGGGGUCUCGAGGACCAUCCGACGGCGAAGGGGUAUGACUGCCCCGAGGGCCGGCAGAAGCGGACGGUUGGGUCGUGGGUGUCGGUGAUCUACGAGGCUAUUCGGAAGGACGGGGCGAUGCGCGCUUUGGGGGGUGUUUUGGAGGGCGUUGAGGGUGGGGGGUAG